GAGCCCCCGGGCGGCUCCCGGGGAGACCCCCCGCGCCGGGCGGGCCCGGGCGGCGGCCAUGCCAGUGCGUGCGGCCGGUGCUGAGUCAGGAAGAGGCAUCCCCAAAUCCCCCUCCGAGACCAUGGAGGAGCUGGAACACACCUGCCCACAGCCGCGCCUGACUCUGACUGCACCUGCUCCAUUCGCAGAUGAAACAAGCUGUCAGUGCCAAGCACCCCAUGAGAAGUUAACCAUUGCACAAGCCCGCCGGGGAACACCAGUUGACAGACCUGUCAGAGUGUAUGCAGAUGGAAUAUUUGACCUCUUCCACGCUGGCCAUGCUAGAGCUCUUAUGCAAGCCAAAACUCUAUUCCCAAAUAGCUACUUAUUAGUAGGAGUUUGCAGUGAUGAUUUAACUCAUAAAUUCAAAGGCUUCACUGUGAUGAAUGAAACUGAGCGAUAUGAAGCCCUCAGACACUGUCGUUAUGUGGAUGAGGUCAUCAGAGAUGCACCCUGGACACUGACACCUGAGUUCCUUGAAAAACAUAAGAUUGACUUCGUAGCACAUGAUGACAUCCCGUACUCUUCCGCUGGAUCGGAUGACGUCUACAAACACAUAAAGGAGGCAGGAAUGUUCGUGCCUACGCAGAGAACCGAAGGUAUCUCCACAUCGGACAUCAUCACUCGCAUCGUGCGGGACUACGACGUGUACGCGCGGCGCAACCUCCAGCGAGGGUACACUGCCAAGGAGCUGAACGUCAGCUUCAUCAAUGAGAAGAAAUAUCGCUUUCAAAACCAAGUGGACAAAAUGAAAGAAAAAGUCAAGAAUGUGGAGGAAAAGUCAAAAGAAUUUGUUUACAAGGUGGAAGAGAAGAGCCAUGACCUGAUUCAGAAAUGGGAAGAAAAGUCCAGGGAAUUUAUUGGCAACUUUUUAGAGCUGUUUGGACCUGAUGGAGCUUGGAAGCAGAUGUUCCAGGAACGAAGCGGCCGAAUGCUCCAGGCUUUUUCUCCCCGGCAGAGCCCAAACAGCAGUCCUACACGAGGCCGCUCUCCGUCCCGUUCUCCAUCUCCACCUUGGGUCAUCAAUAAGACCUCCCCUCCCUCUUCUCCAAAAGCUGCCUCUGCCUCCCUCAGCAGCAUGAGCGAGGGAGAUGAGGAUGAAAAAUAAAAUAUAUAUUUUUUUAACCAUGAGACAGAAGAACAAGCUAUGAACUCAACCACUGGAUGGGGAGAAGCGUGAGGAACACCAGGGGUAUCUCUGACAGCAGGGAUCGUGCUCUGGGAGAUGUCAAAAAUGAACUGGAGCACAGCAAGGGAGAUCUCAGGAAGAGCUUAUCCCAUCCCCACUCCCUCACGCUGCUGGAGCCCAGCCAGCAGCACUUGCCAGGCACAGCUCCGGGGACUGACAGAAAACCACACCCCUGUGCAAGUUCCUGCCCCUGCCUUGCUGCUUUCCAGCUGCUGCUCCAGGCCAGGCCCGUGGGAGCUCUGCACCGAGGGGACUGGCAGGAGGAGCCCAGCUGGCUCCUGAUCCAGACCCAGCACACAGGGAAGUGCUGGCUGCAGCCUGCAGAGAGAGAAGAUACAGUUGUACCCUGCUGACCUUGAGCUCUUCUGGCACGUGAAGGAAUGGCAUUGCUGCAGCAAAUAUGUUGAGAAACUGGGAAUAAAGUUGGGUUUUUUUUCUUUUUGAAUAACAUCUGCCCCAGAGCCCAGAUCAUGCACUGAAAUGAAGAGCUCUCCAGACAAGUUGAUGGAAAUCCAUUUAACACAUUCAGUGCUGCUUGUUGACCAAGCCUCUGUGUGGGGUGUACGUAAGGAGUCGGGCUUUUUGCUUUAUCAAAUCACUCUCUGUGUUCCUAGUGCCUGAACAGCUGCCUAAUCACUUCUGGUUUGCUCCCUGGCUUUGCACUUGGAAGGCAAGAAAGUAAAUGAAAAGACAGCCAGAGCUGGAAUGUGGUGGUAUAGGAAAUAACACAGUUUGAAGAUGCUGAUGGUUUUUACUGGUGAAUUAUAAAAAUAUCCCAAGGCCUUUGGAUGUGGCCUCCUAGGAAAACCUGCUGCUCCCUGCUAUGUAUCAGCAAAUGACAAACAGUGCUGUUGUCACGUGGUACUGCCAGUACAAACUUCUCAUCAAACUCUAAACAAGAUAUGUUCACAGACACAAAGCCCCUGCAGAGCAUCCCAAGGCUAUUCCUCUACACUAAUACAGAGAAAAAAAAUUUAAAAAAAAACAAAGGAAACUUUUUGAACAGGAUUAGGCACAACUAUUUUCUUUCUCUGUCCAUGACACACGUACAGCCUCAAGCAGAAACCCUGGUGAAGCUCUCCCCUCAAUGCUGAUCUUCCUAGUUAGCAAAGCCAGUCCUGCCUGACGUCUGGUUCCAUGUUCAGUCCCUCAGCUGACACCUGCUGGGGCGGCUGCAGGAUUCCUGAGCCCUGGGGCUGCUCUGCCCCACAGCUGCAGGUACCCCCAGCACUGUGGUGGGGCUGUGCCGCUGAUGCCAUUUGGCUCCCAGGCUUGCCUGCAUAGCGCACAGGCACGUCUGAGCUCUCCAGCCCAGCAGCAGCUUUGGGGCCAGGCCAGCAGGUAAAGGCUGCCACUGUCCCCGUGUCACAGGCAGCCUGCUUGGCACGGCCUCAGGCAGCCCCAGCAGCACGCCUGUGCCACCACUGCCGGCAACUGCAAACCCAGCAGGACGUGCUGGCUGCCGUGGGCAGCACCAGUCAGCAUUUGCUGGUUCCCUGCACAGGCAGCACAGGAAAUGCUGGAGGAGGGAGGGCUUCACGUCUCUCAUGGAAAAAAAACUGAGGGACUGAGAUGCCUGAGGAAGUGAGGUGGUUGUGCUUGCUGGCAGCAGCACCCCCUGGCUGCUGUCCUUGCCUCCCUGGGUGACCUGGUUGGCAGGUAGACACCUUUCCAGAUACUCUUCUGGGCAAGUAAGUUACAGACCUUGGUACGAGGCACCAAAUUAGCCCCACACUCUGCUCACUUCCUACAGCUUUCACCCCUCCUCCACUACCAGGUAACUGAUUUUCUUUGGCAACAUUUUGCCAGACACUUCUCAGACCACCACAAGACCAAGUACACAGCAUCUCAUGCACUUUGUCCUCUGGAGUCAAGCUAGUUCCUUCACAGAGCUGCAAAAACAGGUGAGCAGGAAAUAGGGAAUGUGCAAAGGGACAGCCACAGAUCUUUCAGCUGCCACCAGCUGUGUGCCUGAUGGGAUGAUGCAAUUAAGACCUUUCUCAGCCUUAGGCAACCUGUUACUGUAAUUUCAUACCUGGGAUGCACUUGUUAGUUUUUCUGAUCCUUUGCAAGUCUUAAGUCUUCCCAUCACAAACCACUCCUCCACCACAGGAACUGUUUGCUUCUACUGGUGCUGUUGAUAGAUGAGCCAUAUCCAAAUGCAAUGGAGGUGGGCAAGGGUUUGUUGUUCUUGGCUUUUACCAUUGUUUUUUGUUCAUUUUACUCACUUACUGUUCAGCAGCCCUUGCUCGGUGGUUUAAAUGGAGACAGCACUUGUACAUGGGAACUAGAGAAAAACUCACCAGUGACCUGUUCUUAACAGAAGCUGUUUCUCAGGGUCACAGGUGGCUACCCAGCAAAAAAAGCCAUAUUCUCUACCAGGUGUCUCGUUUGCAUUUAGGGUAUCAGUAAGCUGAAGCCUUUGUCCUGCUGGUACAUUCACGUGCUGUCUUCUGCAAACCAGAAGCUCAUGGUGUCUGGACACAUGGAAGGCAAUUUUGCACUUCUGAGUCAUGGUUGGGUUUUCCUUUUCACAAGUAUUGCUAUAAUUUAGUCCUAUCUAUCAGCCAAGCUCCACAUGAACAAUAAAGUGUAUGACAGACACAGCUGCCUCUCCCCUUCAUUUUACAGCAUCUUUGGACACGUGAACACAACCUGCAGAGGAAACCCCAGUGAUGGCACAGUGCCUGUCAUCCCCAUCCUUGGUAGCCCGGGGCUUCACGCCCCCACAAAGCCACGAGAGCAGCUCUGCCAACAUGCCCAAAAGGCUGCUGCUCUCUGCACUAACAGGAUCACCUCUCCUUGCCUUUACCUUGCAGCCAGAAAAGUGUGGGUGAAGGUGAGGAAGUGCUUGUCCCAGCUGGAAAGGUGCAUUAGACAUCAGCAGUCUGAUACCUUCUUUACCCUGCCCCAGCACAGUGGAAUCAGGAAGCAAUAUUUUAAUUCUUACUUCAAAGUGGAAGAAAGAAACGGUGCUUUUGCAGCCAUUCUGAUUCCACUGCUGAAAACCAUCCCCAGCAACAACUCAGUUGCUCUCGUGGGUGCCAAGAUGAUGUAUGGCUGUGCCUGAUGGAAAACAGCAGCAGCAAACAUGAGCCACAGGGACAAAUCCUGACUCUGGCUUUUGGGCUUGACUCUUCCCUGAACCAAGUCAGUCUGGUGUCCAAAUAUUCCUGCUUUGCUCUUUCCCGUUUGUCCCUUCUGUAAGAAGUCAGUACCUGCAGAAGCUCUAAAGAUUAUUUAUUCAACAAUCCUGCCUCAGGCAGGGGAGAAGCUGAAACAGCAAAUGGAAGCUCAGGACUUCCUAGCCAAGACAUUUUUAAUUACAGAAUAAGCAAAUUUCAAAGUCAUUGAGCAUAAGAGAAAAACUAUUUAAUGGCACAAAGUCCACACCAAAAUGCUCCCAGAUACUGCAAGGUCCCCUGUAUCACCUGAGAUUGGAUUGGGGUCUGUUUUCAGCAGUGCCUUGGUACCACUUGGGAGAUGCAUAAGGAACAUCCUUGGCAGUGAGCUUAGGUGUGCAGCCCAGCCCAGAGGGGACCUUUGUUUUGGUUGGUGGCAAAUCCCUCAGGAACAAGGCAGUCCCUGAACCAACACCAGAGCUGUCAGCUCAGCAGGAAGGAAGGUUUGAUGCUACAGUGAAUUUGCUUGUAAAAGGGUACCAAACCAUCAUGGAAAGCCUCCUGUGUGACAGCACAUAACUCCCUGACCUUCUCAUAAAACAGAGCUGAAAGUGAGGCAGAAAAUGGAGCCAGGACUUUUCCUCUUGCAUGGAGACCCUUUCAAGUACCAAACCAUCCUAAGAACUCCUCUUUUGAUUGGAUUUUGACAAGAGCUCCCUUUCCUCUCAAAACCCAGCGUGUGUUCCACAAGCACACACACACACGUGUUUUCUGUCCUUUUCUUUCCAAAGGGAAGGCCCUUUCCUAGUGUUAGGAAGGGCAGCAUUAACAUUUCUAAUCCAAAUGGAAAUCAAUGCCACUGCCUCAUGGCUCUUCCUGAGGGGAGAAGAGACUGAUACAGACUGAAAUAAAAAUAACUGAAAGCCUUUGGAUGUGCACUUUCACUGUGCUAAGUGGGGAGUGUGGGACUGACUCCAAUAAAAACUGAGGUGCUUCCCAGGACAAGCGCGUUUGCCAGAGCUCCCAGCGGAAUGCAGCAGGCUCCCAUGUUACAACAGUUCCUCAAAUAUGACACCUGACACCUGCCCCAGCAGUCAUGGCCAGUUCAAACAGUUCUUUCACACCUGGUAUCUCCAUCUCCUUCUAUAUACUCUUCAAUGGCAUCAAUCCCUGCUUCAACAAGGAAUGGGGAACUGCAAGUUCUGAGCCAGGUGAGGCAGUUCUGCCUUUCACAAAAAUACAAUUUAAUUUUUUUAAUGAUUAACAGGAUUAACCAAUACAAAAAUGUUCCAUUAUCUCAAUUAUUCCUGUGCCUAAGCACAUGACAGCAGGAACACUCAAAGGGAAAAUCCUCCCUGGUGGCACCAACCAGGCUGCAUGUGCACAUCAAAUCUCACACAUAUUCAGAUUCUAGAAACAGAAUAAAUUCUUUGACAGAAUAAAUUAU
Onychostruthus taczanowskii (white-rumped snowfinch) is the source of this 5797-nucleotide messenger RNA. RefSeq names its product phosphate cytidylyltransferase 1B, choline (gene PCYT1B). The record is from RefSeq and is a predicted model, not a curated record. The transcript has 8 exons. Lineage: Eukaryota; Metazoa; Chordata; Aves; Passeriformes; Passeridae. The coding region runs from base 59 to 1147 and encodes 362 amino acids. Gene Ontology annotation, molecular function: choline-phosphate cytidylyltransferase activity; phosphatidylcholine binding. Gene Ontology annotation, biological process: CDP-choline pathway.